This is a messenger RNA of Metarhizium acridum CQMa 102, 1467 nucleotides long. Lineage: Eukaryota; Fungi; Ascomycota; Sordariomycetes; Hypocreales; Clavicipitaceae. The record is from RefSeq and is a predicted model, not a curated record.
AUGGCAGCGGCGAAUUCAGUAGUUCGGCUCUCGGCUCUGUCUCCAAACGAGACCUUCAUCAAGCUCCCUCACCCGUACUUGACCGAGUACACUGUUCAGAAGACAACAGCGCCGCCAAAUAAAGCAGCCGGAGAUGUGCCCCUUUUCCAGCUCCGCGAGCGUCCCGACUCGUCGACGCAGAAACUCUCAGCCCCGUUGCACAACACAAAGCUCUACUUCUCCGAGCCCGCGGACCUAAAGUCCAGUGAACUGCCUGCGGAUUCCAACAAUAGCGCCUGGGCUAGAGCGAGACGCUCGCCAUUCUCCGUGGUCGUCUGGGACGGCGCCGAGACGCCUUCCCUCGCGCAAGCAUGGCUGCUCUUAUACGUCUUGUUCACGGCCGGGCCGGGCAUGGAGUCGGUACGGUUGGAGCUCGUUGGCGCCAACGCCGCGACUCUGGGUGCCCAGUUGCGCGAUGUUCUGCUGGCCAUUGACCACCCACUGCCUGCCAGAGAGAAGCGCCCGUCGGUUUCCAACGAGAACGAAUACCUUGUGCUGGCUCUACGAAGCACAUUCUGGCAAGGCGCCGGCUCUCCCUUUGGUCCCCGACCCGUGUGGUUGCCCGCCGAGUCGCCUCUGUCUCUCCACGGAGCCAAGUCGCUGGCGUCGUAUCCUCUUACUCCUCUCCAGCACACGGUUACCAUUACAUCCGCCGGCGAUCCCCAAGAUGCCGACAGGUGCCAGCAGUCGUGGCAUCCUAUUCGCCCCGCGAAGCCUGCUCCUGGCGCCGUCAUGUCCAGCCGAUGGAUUCCGCACCUAAAGGAAACCUUCUCAAUGGUGUCGCUGGACUACCAAGACGAACAACACUUGAGGCUGUUCCACGAGUGGCAGAACGACCCUCGUGUUUCGCAGGGCUGGAACGAAACGGGCACUCUGGACCAGCACAGGGAGUACCUGCGCAACAUUCACCAAGAUCCCCAUCAAGUCGCUCUUCUGGCCAAGUGGGAUGAUGCCUACUUUGCCUACUUCGAAGUGUACUGGGCCAAGGUAAGUUUCAAAGAAGGAUUGUCGAGUGCAAAGCCGUCGUGGAGAUGCGUCGCUAACACGAUGGACGAUGCUCUACAGGAGGACCGCCUCGGCGGCUACUAUGAUGCGGGCGACUUUGACCGCGGCCGUCACUCCCUCGUUGGCGAUAUUCGGUUCCGCGGCCCUCACCGUGUGACUGCCUGGUGGAGCAGCUUGAUGCAUUACCUCUUCCUGGAUGACCCUCGUACCAUGAAUGUCGUGGGUGAGCCCAAGAACACCAACUCGACUGUUGUCAUGUACGACCUCAUCCACGGCUUCGGCAUCGAGCACUUUGUCGAUUUGCCUCACAAGCGAAGCGCUUUUGUGCGAUGCCCGCGCAAUCGAUUCUUCCAGCUGUGUCCGCUCGGGGAGAGCGACAAGGCCGUUGGUGGUAUGAGAAUCGGCCUGGUUCCAAAGUUGUAG